Triticum turgidum subsp. durum (durum wheat) is the source of this 450-nucleotide messenger RNA. The record is from the annotation of a GenBank genome assembly. NCBI's taxonomy places the organism in Eukaryota, Viridiplantae, Streptophyta, Magnoliopsida, Poales, Poaceae.
AUGGCAGCCACCAUGGUCAACCUUUCCCAGAGGCAGAACUCGCCGCAGGACUACCUCUCAUCGCACAAACGCCGCCCACGCCGCCGUCGGGGUGGGCGCGGUGAGCUUGAGCACGAAGCUGCAGGGGUUCGCCCAGAGCUACGCCAACCAGAGGAUCAACGACUGCAAGCUCCAGCACUCGGGCGGGCCGUACGGGGAGAACAUCUUCUGGGGGUCGGGCGGCGCGGACUGAAAGGCGGCGGAUGCGGUGAACGCGUGGGUGGGCGAGAAGAAGGACUACGGCUACCGCUCCAACACCUGCGCCGCGGGGAAGGUGUGCGGGCACUCCACCAUGGGCUGCGCUCGCGUCGUCUGCAACAACAACCGUGGCGUCUUCAUCACCUGCAACUACGAGCCCGCCGGGAAUAUCGUUGGACGAAAACCAUACUAGCUAUGAUAUCUUCGCAGUAA